Xyrauchen texanus (razorback sucker) is the source of this 646-nucleotide messenger RNA. It is a transcript of the gene trarg1b, whose product is annotated as trafficking regulator of GLUT4 (SLC2A4) 1b. The transcript has 3 exons. Gene Ontology annotation, cellular component: membrane. Lineage: Eukaryota; Metazoa; Chordata; Actinopteri; Cypriniformes; Catostomidae. The coding region runs from base 1 to 498 and encodes 165 amino acids. The record is from RefSeq and is a predicted model, not a curated record.
AUGGCUAUAAAUACGGACGCGCCUCACUCAACAGGUUCUCUGGGCGUCGCGGUGCAGUCCACCGAUUUUGGAGACACUGAUAAACUUCUGGACAUCUCGACCAAAGAGCUGGAGAGGGAACUCAACAAACAAGCGUCUGAUACAAGUGUUAGCACAGUUGGAACGGAACAGAAUGAACCGAAUUCGGACAGCACAAUCCCGGUCCACCGCUCUCCAUCUCGGAUCAGUUUCAGUCGCUCCUCAUCGCCGACAACCGAAGAACGGAAGGCCCGUAGUUUCAUGUGGUUGGCCGUGUUCUCGUGCUUCUUCCCUGCGAUUCCAAUCAACUUGUUUGCGAUUUAUUUUGCGCAUUUGUCCCUUUCCUUGAAGCAAGAAAGAAAUUAUGUUGGGGCCAGAAAACUUGGACAUCUAGCUCUGUUGCUUGCUGUUGUUUCCAUCGUUGUGGGUCUGGCUAUAAUCCUUUAUGUGGUGAUGACAGAGACUCAAUUAUUUAAAUAGAAGGAUAAUUAGAGCUGAGACCAAAGAAGAUGGACAACAAAUGCCACAUGAAAUCCUUGGGGGAAAAAAAGUGUUAAAAUCCAUUUAUAAUAAAAACAGUAUUUAAUACGUUUGAACUUCUUAUAUGGAGUCAGGUUUGAAAAUCUUG